Molecule: messenger RNA, 815 nt
Organism: Histoplasma capsulatum G186AR
Lineage: Eukaryota; Fungi; Ascomycota; Eurotiomycetes; Onygenales; Ajellomycetaceae
Source: the annotation of a RefSeq genome assembly
AUGAAAUAUUUAAAAAAUAAUAAUUUUCAACAUCAUCCUUAUCAUAUGGUUUCUCCAUCACCUUGACCUAUUUUUACUUCUAUUUCUCUAUUUGUUCUUACAACAACAGGUGUAUUAAACUUGCAUGGUUUUAAUGGAGUAAGUUAUUUAUUUUUUAUAGCAAUAUUUAAUUUAAUGGCAAGUAUGUUUUUUUGAUUUAGAGAUGUUAUAUCAGAAGGUACUUAUUUAGGUGAUCAUACUUAUGCUGUACAAAGAGGUAUAAAUCUAGGAGUAGGUUUAUUUAUAGUAUCUGAGGCUUUAUUUUUUUUAGGGAUUUUUUGAGCAUUUUUUCAUAGUUCUUUAUCACCUAAUAUAGAAGUUGGUGCUAUGUGACACCUUUAGGUAUACAAAGUAUUAAUCCUUUUGAAUUACCUUUAUUAAAUACAAUUUUAUUAUUAUCGUCAGGUGUAACUGUUACAUAUGCUCAUCAUUCUGUAAUACAAGGUAAUAGAAAAGGAGCUUUAUAUGGUUCUAUAUUCACAGUUAUAUUUGCUGUUUUAUUCACAAUUUGUCAAGGUAUAGAAUACGAUGUAUCAUCUUUUACUAUUUCAGAUGGUAUUUUUGGUUCUUGUUUUUUCUUUGGUACUGGUUUUCAUGGAUUACAUGUUAUUAUUGGAACUAUUUUUAUAGUAAUUGGUUUAUGACGUCUGCUUGCUUAUCAUUUUACUGAUCAUCAUCAUGUAGGUUUAGAAUCGGGUAUAUUUUAUUGACAUUUUGUUGAUCUAGUUUGAUUGUUUCUUUAUGGUAGUAUGUAUUAUUGAGGUGGUGGUUUUUAA